CCAGGGUCACACCUUCUCCAACCAGCUGUGCAUGCGAUAAGUCCCUCCUGACUGUGACAGACGCCCAUCGACCAUAACCCUCUGAGCGACGACGUUAAGUGAGAAAAAUUGGGCAGCGAUGAAACCUGCAACAGCUUUAAUUUGAGGACUUGACAGCGGGUUUUAACAAACGCAGGGUCCACUGGGCAUGCUCCAUGUGAUCUGAGAGGAGAGCUGGGCACGGUGUGAAUAAACAGGCAGUUUGGGCGUUUUUGAGGAGGCUUGUCGUCCUCUCAUCUCUGACUCUCAUUUUUUGUUUAACCACGCAGCACAGAAAGCAGCGUUUGCCUCCCUUCAGGCUGUGGGUGUCUUUUUCUUCAUCAGCAGUGCAUGGAGGAAAGGGAAAGUUCCUGAUCUGGGGAGCAUCUUUGUGCUGAGACAAAGAGCUGUGUCGUUACUGAGCGUCGGUGUGAAGGAGGUGAGUCUGUAGGCAGCAACAGAGGAGGCUGUGAAGGCGCUGUCCGCUCAGCACCACCGUAGUCACCUUGCUGUGAAAGUCACAACGAAGCUCAGCAGUGAUCUGAUCAAUUACUGCAACGUGGGGAGUGCAAUGAGCUGGAUGUGUUCUGCUGGCGGGGGGGAGAUGUGUCAGCGUUAGCGCUUUUAUCUCGACAUCUUGGAUUUACAGACUAUGUGACGUCCAUUCUUAGGCUACUGUCGUUGGCUGCAAUGAUUUUUGGAUUUGAUAUCCUCCAGUGAGUCCGGCAGCUAUAAGCGUCUGAAGUUGCAUGACAGACCUGUAGAAACCACAGGGUUUAGAGUGGAUGUAGCCAGGUGCGUGUCAAGCAGCCACGAUUUCUUUAUUAGUUGGUGAGAAACGACAGGUUGUUCUGAGCCUCAUUUAUGUAAUAGUUCCCAUCAGUGAGAUCCCUGUGGUGCAUAGUUUCACUCCUAGACUUACCUUUGCGAUGAAGGGAACUUAUUGGAGAAAUGCCUAAGGGACGCAAUGGGCCUGAGCGACGACAAGGAUCGCAUUGUGAUAAACGUGGGAGGGAUCAGACAUCAGACAUACCGCAGCACCCUGCGCACCCUACCUGGCACUACAUUAUCCCAGUUAGCCGAGCCUGAUGCCCCUAACCACUUUGAUUAUGAUGCCAAGAUCGACGAAUUUUUCUUCGACCGCCACCCUGGCGUGUUUGCACAUAUCCUUAAUUAUUACAGGACAGGUAAACUGCACUGCCCGGCUGAUGUCUGCGGGCCCCUCUAUGAGGAGGAGCUGGCUUUCUGGGGCAUUGAUGAGACAGACGUGGAGCCAUGCUGCUGGAUGAACUAUCGCCAGCAUCGGGAGGCAGAGGAGGCCCUUGAUAGUUUCGGCGGGGGGGGCCUGUUGGACCUGGUGAACGAUGACGCGGAGCCAGAUCUGGAGCAUGGCGAGGAGGAUGUGGAUGAAAUGACAAGGAGGCUAGCGCAGGGAGACACUCACGAUCACCGGAGUGGAAGCCUGUGGAGCCGGUGGCAGAGACACGUCUGGGCUCUGUUUGAGGACCCUUACUCCUCUAAAUAUGCAAGGUGGGUGGCACUGGCCUCGCUCUUCUUUAUUCUGGUGUCCAUCACCACCUUCUGUCUGGAGACCCACGAGGCCUUCAACGCCAUCAUCAACCGCACAGAGGAGGAGGUGGUGGACAACGUGACAGUGGUGCGCACAUACCAGGAGACUGAGACUGCGCUCUACCUCACCUACAUCGAAGGCGUCUGUGUGGUGUGGUUCACUUUUGAAUUUCUAAUGAGAAUAACUUUCUGCCCAAAUAAAUGUGACUUCAUUCGGAACGCCCUGAACAUCAUCGACUUUGUGGCCAUCCUGCCCUUCUACCUGGAGGUCGGCCUCAGCGGGCUCUCCUCCCAGGCAGCUAAGGACGUGCUAGGUUUCCUGAGAGUUGUCAGAUUCGUUCGGAUCCUGCGUAUCUUCAAGCUGACACGUCACUUUGUAGGACUGAGGGUGCUGGGCCACACGUUGAGAGCCAGCACCAACGAGUUCCUGCUCCUCAUCAUCUUCCUCGCCCUCGGUGUCCUCAUCUUUGCUACCAUGAUCUACUACGCUGAACGGAUUGGAGCUAACCCCAACGACCCUCGAGCCAGUGAGCACACGCACUUCAAGAACAUCCCGAUCGGAUUCUGGUGGGCUGUGGUGACCAUGACGACCCUCGGCUAUGGCGAUAUGUACCCUCAGACGACCUCCGGUAUGCUGGUCGGAGCCCUGUGCGCCUUGUCGGGCGUGCUGACCAUCGCCAUGCCCGUCCCUGUGAUUGUCAACAACUUUGGAAUGUAUUACUCUCUGGCCAUGGCAAAACAGAAACUACCAAAGAAGAAGAACCGGCAUAUCCGUGCCCCACAACCAGGUUCUCCAAACUUCUGUAAGUCAAGUGUCAGCUCCCUACAACCGAGCCCAAUACCCCAUGACGACGUUUUCGAGAUAAAGUUUCAAGAUUCAAAGUUGAAUGGAGAGGCAGCUAACGCAGCGCUGGCUAAUGAAGAUUGCCCUCAUAUAGACCAGGCCACAUCUCCGGAGGAAAUCUUCAGCCCCAGCGAGAGGGAGCGGCCCUGCUUCUUGGUCACCACUGCUGAACGCCCCAACCACACAGGGGGCAGAGUGAGGAGGGGUUAUGAAAAGCCUUGGAGCCUUAACAGCAUGUCUGGCAUGAGCGGGGACGCCUCUGGAGUGUCCUCAGUGUCCGCCCUGCCCUGCAGCCCACCCUGUCUAAUGCAGCACUCACAUUCUCCCAUCCCAUCCAUUAUGUAGCAUGGUUGAGUAGCAGACACAAUGACAUUGGAAGGCCAGUCAACACUCCUCCUUAUCUUACCUGUCACAUUUUGCUUUUACACUUGCCUUCACUCUUGUUUUUUUCCAUUUUUAUUUCAUUAUUUUUCUGGAAAACUGUACCUUAACUGUGUCUAAUACUCAGCGUUCCCAAGUGUUCUCCUUGGGUGUGUCAUCCUAUCCUAGACUAGAAAACAUUGGCACAUGCCACUCUGCAUGGGUCACCUCACUUGUAGACAAAGCACUGUUCUACUUCUACCACAGGCUACACUCUUUCCCUGUGUUUACAUCAUUGCCUGUUGCUCUGUUGCUUUUGAUCUCACUCUUUUGCCAAUAACUUUUAUCAUCUGCUUUUUACAACUUUGUGAAAGAGUCUUUCAUAAGAUGUAACCCAUGCUAAUAAUAUGCUGGACAUUAACAAUACAUGGCUCUGAAACAUAUCCAAAAGAUCCCACUGCCAGCUGUUAAGGGACCUUCUCUUAAGUGCUUUGUACGUUGCAAAGUAGAGACGUUAUCAUUCUGAAAGUGCAAACCAGACAAAGCUCAAUGUUAUCCGCGAAAAGAAACAGUCAAAAUGAUGCUCAUGGUGUCCAAUGCAAUAUGGAGAUGAUGACGAUUCCUAUCAUAGUAGUGAAGAAUAAGUUUAAUGUUAACAGAACUUUUGUUCAUUUGCAUGAACUGCAUGAGAAAUUAUGUUCAACAAGAAGCUAACUGUAUCGCAGUACCUGCAAGAAAAAAAAAAGCUUUUUUCUUUCAAAGGCUUCUAAAGCUUUGUCAUUUGUUAUGCAUUUUGAGACAGCUUUACAAGAGACUCAGUCAUAGCAGAGAUUUUUAUGUAGCUGCCAUUCUUUGCCUUUCCCUAAAUUCAUAUUUUUUUGCAUUUAUUUGGCUGGGGCCUCCAACUAAACUAGCAUAAUUUGACUUGAACAAUCUGUUAUAAAGCCAACAAAUGCUGUUAUGAGCAUAAAUAGUUUUUAUACAAAUAUAGGUAGUUAUUAGUUUUUAAACAGUAUCCGUAGUCUGCAGCAACUUCUAUUACUGCUGUGAUGCCUAAAUUAAGGCAUUUAAAACAAUGGUGCCUUUAUACCUGGUGAGGCAAAGUAAAAGUGAGUUAUUAUUGACAUGAUGUAACAUAAGUCCUCUCAGUGUAGCAUCAAUACACUUUAUAUCAUGCUCAUAACAGUGUAAGGUAAGCUUUAUUUACAAGGUGCACUUUUUACACCAUCCUCGUACCUUAAAUCACAGUAAACUGGUUAUUAUCGUAACACAACUCCACAAACACUAGGAUUUAACCCUAAGGGGUAAACAAGAAUAAAUAAAUAAAUGAAAAUACUAAUUUUAUAUUCCUCAUAUCAAGAUGUUUGUAUGAUAAAGCACAAAUUGUUUACAAAAAAAGGGACAAAGCUGUUCUACAGAGCAAAAAUAUAUCGAGUUACAAGAUGACACACUGGCUUCGGCAGUAUCUAUUUCUAUUGCUUUACAACGGCAAUACUGUUUUUGUCCCAAAAUAAGUAUGCACAAUUAUUUUAGGGCACUUUAAAAGAAAACAUUAUCAGAAGUGUUCGUUUCUAGAAGAAGAUAUAAGUACUGCAACUCAUUUAAGUCUUGUUUUUAUUCUGAGAGAGCAGAGUUUUACUUUUUGAGUCAUGUCUCUUGUGGUAAUUAAUGGACGUUAUAUAUUUAAGAAAAAAAAACCUUGUGAAGAUUUGAUGUGAAGAUGGAGAGGAAUUCUAUUCUCAUGCAAUUCAAGUGGGGGAAAAAAGUACAAUGCGACAGCAUGGGAUGUGGGUCUACUUGGGGAAAGGUACAUGCAUGUAUUUUCCAUUUAUGCAACAGAAAAGUAUUAAAAUAAAAUAUGUAAAUAUAAGUCCUUGCAUGAAAUAAAUUUUAUACACAACUA
Gymnodraco acuticeps is the source of this 4694-nucleotide messenger RNA. RefSeq names its product potassium voltage-gated channel, Shaw-related subfamily, member 1b (gene kcnc1b). Gene Ontology annotation, biological process: protein homooligomerization; potassium ion transmembrane transport. Gene Ontology annotation, cellular component: dendrite membrane; voltage-gated potassium channel complex; axon. The transcript is spliced from 4 exons. The coding region runs from base 986 to 2776 and encodes 596 amino acids. Gene Ontology annotation, molecular function: protein binding; delayed rectifier potassium channel activity. NCBI's taxonomy places the organism in Eukaryota, Metazoa, Chordata, Actinopteri, Perciformes, Bathydraconidae. The record is from RefSeq and is a predicted model, not a curated record.